Molecule: messenger RNA, 1278 nt
Organism: Puccinia triticina
Lineage: Eukaryota; Fungi; Basidiomycota; Pucciniomycetes; Pucciniales; Pucciniaceae
Exons: 11
Coding region: 1-1278 (425 amino acids)
Source: RefSeq, a predicted model, not a curated record
AUGUUCGGAUUCUCUCCAUCUACACAGUCAUCCAACCCCCAGGCUACAGGACCACCACGAGAUCCAUCCGCGCCCGUCAACGGUACCUGCAAAGCACUUCCAUUGACAAGGGAAACGUGGAAAACUUUGAACUUGGACGAAUAUCUGCGCAAAUAUCCUGGCGGGGAUCACCUUACGGUUUCACAAUACGCCGCCUCGAAAGGAACACCGAAUUUCGACUGCGGUGUCGGAAACAAAUGCAACGCAAACCAACUGUGCUAUCCCGUCCCCGCUCCGGACUGGUACGUGCUUCUUGCGGUCCAGCAAUGGAAUAUACAAACCAACACAAUCAUCCGCGCUUUGUCCUAUGGUGUCAAUUUUGUCCAAGCCACCAUAUCUAUAAUUCUUUCCGCCUUAUUUCCGGCGACGGAUCCACGAAUGAUUCAGAUGAUGAAGCUCAAUUUCGGAGUCAACGGGGCAUUCAACAUGGUCUGCAAUACAUUGAUAUUGGACAUCUUGGUCCUUUUCAACAAUGCACAACUUGGCUGGAAUUUAUUUUUCAACAUCUUGAACAACAUCAUCACCGCUGCGUCUUAUGCAGCUGCUGGCUUGCUACCUGUUCCCAAGGAGGCGAAACGUGAUGCAUUUACAGAGUGGGCUCAUCUCGUCGACGGCUUGGCUAUGUACGAACAAAAAAUGAUCGAUGGAAUUACAGAGGAAUCCCAUAAAAUUAUCAACUCACCUAUCAGCUCACCGGGAGGCAUGGCAGACAUCCUCAAGAACGGAACUUACAUUGCACCUCUCGAGCAAAUCUUCUUGCCCGCCGUUGAAACUGCUCUGAAGAAUGUCACAACAGCACUUUUCUUGACCAGGAUCCUUCGAGCAAUGGACGCCUUUGUUACGGUCGGUAGUGAUGUGUGCAAUCAUCAAGGGCCAAAUGGCGCACUUAGUGGAGAAGACAAACUUUCUUACUGUGAUAAUACCGGGACAAUGUUUAACAUUGUUCGGGUGAGCGAAGAUAAGGGCAAAGAGGACACCAGCUUCCCCAACGCCUUUGUGAUCGAUAAUCGACUCGGCUUUUCGACCCAAUUCUUGACAAACGCGUCGCUAUCAUGCCAGCAGAAGUAUGGUGGUUUCGAGCACUUCCCCUGGGUUAACACGACUAUACCCAGAGACCCAUCUGCUGACUGUGUUGUUAACCUUCCGGUAUGUGACCUUAGGAAUAGAAACGACGUACACAAGACCCUGAAGAAACACGGAGUCGUAGCUGCCUGCCGUCAGAUGGGCCUGCCCAUUUGA